UCUGAGGAAGAUGCCUGGCUUUGACCUGCUGACUGGGGUGGUACUGCUGCUGGCUGCGAGUUGGGUGAGGGCAUCCCCCACGGUCGCUGCCCAGGACGGGGCACGCUCGGAGUGCCCGAGCUGCUCGCUCCCCACGCUGCAGGGGGACCCGGCCGCCGCUGACACUCAGCUCGUGGAAGCCGUGAAAAGGCACAUCCUGAACAUGCUGCACUUGAAGAGCAGGCCCAACAUCACCCACCCGGUGCCCAAAGCCGCACUUUUGAACGCCUUGAAGAAGCUGCACGUCGGACGAGUGCGGGAAGACGGGAGAGUGGAAAUCGAGGAGGACUGGUCCAGCAAGUCAGUCCUGAACGAACCCGAACAAGCAUCGGAGAUCAUCAGCUUCGCUGAGGCAGGUCCGUCCCAGGAUGUCCUGCACUUUCAGAUCGCCAAGGAGGAAGAAGGGGACCUUUCCCUGGUGGAGCAGGCCAAUAUCUGGCUGUACCUGAAGCUCUCCAACAAGUCCAACCGAAGCAGAAGUAAAGUGACUCUGAGACUAUCCCAGGAAGGAAAGGGCGGCAAGGCCGUCAGCGAGAAGCAGGUGGACAUCAAGAGGAGUGGCUGGCACACGCUGCCCGUGUCGAGAACUGUGCAGACGGUGCUGGCCAGCCAGGACCGGUCCCUGAUGCUGAAGGUAUCCUGUGACCUGUGUCAGGAAGCUGGCGUCUCCCCGGUGCUGAUGGAGCCGGCGGACAAGGAGGAGUCUCACCGGCCCUUCCUGAUGCUGCUGGUCCGGGAAUCAGCCGCGCACACUCACCGGAUACGCAAGCGGGGUCUGGAGUGCGACGGUAAGGUCAACAUCUGCUGCAGGAAACAGUUCUAUGUGAAUUUCCGAGACAUCGGCUGGAGUGACUGGAUCAUAGCGCCGCCUGGCUACUAUGGCAACUACUGCGAGGGCGAGUGUCCCAGUCACAUCGCCGGUACCUCGGGCUCGUCCCUCUCCUUCCACUCGGCCGUCAUCAACCACUAUAGGAUCCGAGGUUACAGCCCUUUCAACAACAUCAAAUCAUGUUGUGUCCCCACCAAACUCAGGGCAAUGUCUAUGCUGUAUUACGAUGACGGGCACAACAUUGUGAAAAAAGACAUUCAAAACAUGAUCGUAGAGGAGUGUGGCUGCUCAUAAACCGUGUGAGAUACACAUGCACACAGAUUCGGACAGAGAGUCACAGAAAGACCGAGAGAAAGAGAGAGAGUCAAAACGGACACAUAGUACACAGAUCACAGAUUUAGGACAAUACCCCGACUGGGUCUCUCCAGAGCUAUCAAACUAACUCUAGACUUUAGACAAUUUCACUCGAGGGUCAGGCAGAGCAUGGAUCGACCUGUACCAAACUCCAUGUGGCCCUCACAGCCACCCACCUUUCCGUACCUGUGACUUGACACACCUUCCACUCUUACACACAGACAGCUGGCUUCUUCCGGUGCAUUGGUUUUGUUCACAUUGUGACACUGAACGGCACUUUUCCAGAUAAAAUGCACAAGAUCUAACUUUCUGGUUGUUUGAACGCGGGGCAGAGCUUUACCAAGUAGCUGCACUGUUUCCUUCUUUGCAAAACUACUUCCACGUGUGAAAGAUGCCUAAGAACAGAACUAUGCAAUUUUUUUUUUGAAAAAAAGGACUUUCUUUGGUUUACCUAAAAGGAGACGCUUGCUUCUAUUGGAAGUAAAUAUUCAGCUGACGAGAGAUACUUGAAAGGAACACGUUCGCCCUGCUGAUGGGCUAAACGUUUUUUUUUAAACUUUGUGACCUUCACGAUUUGCACUAGAACGAUGUUUGCGUUUCUAACCGUAUCAUAAACAGAAGUGUUUGAAAGGACAGGGAACUGCACUCAGAACAGAACAAAACGAGUUUCUAUGAAAUUUUGUAUCAACGGACGAAAACACCAAAGAGAUUUGUGUAAAUGUUAAUUGUGUGAUUUCUACAAGGAUACUAUUUUUAAAAGAAAAACUUUUAAAAUGUUUUAAAAAAAACACCUGUAGAUGAAUAUGGCUGCAGUAUCAGGGUUUGGAUUUAAUACUCAACUGCUUGACACAUCAUUACAGAUAUAUCUGGAUGUCUGGAAAGCACCAACGAUCUGACCUGAGUUAAAUCCCAGACCCUAGGUGUAGUUUGCACACUGUCUGAAAGCAAUUUGGCAAAAGCACUUCUAGCGGUCUGCUUAUUUCUUAUUUAAAAAAAAAAUCUUAGAAAAAAAAAUUCGAACUUUUGCUUAAAAAUAGUUGGCCUAUUUUUGUAACGACGUCGCCGAGGGCGAUUAAAAGUGUUAUUAAAGAAUCAAAUAUUGUUCUAGUA
Chiloscyllium plagiosum (whitespotted bambooshark) is the source of this 2332-nucleotide messenger RNA. RefSeq names its product inhibin beta A chain. The record is from RefSeq and is a predicted model, not a curated record. Gene Ontology annotation, molecular function: growth factor activity; cytokine activity. Lineage: Eukaryota; Metazoa; Chordata; Chondrichthyes; Orectolobiformes; Hemiscylliidae. Gene Ontology annotation, cellular component: extracellular region.